Molecule: messenger RNA, 2340 nt
Organism: Indicator indicator
Lineage: Eukaryota; Metazoa; Chordata; Aves; Piciformes; Indicatoridae
Gene: PLEKHG7
Product: pleckstrin homology and RhoGEF domain containing G7
Exons: 18
Coding region: 1-2340 (779 amino acids)
Biological process (GO): Rho protein signal transduction
Molecular function (GO): guanyl-nucleotide exchange factor activity
Source: RefSeq, a predicted model, not a curated record
AUGGAGCACCGUGGGGCAGACGCCGCUCCCGCAGCUCCCGAUCGCUGCCCCGGACCCCAGCGCCCCCUGCCGGCACGGGAGGGUGGCAGCCUCGGAGGAGGCACGGGUGGACAGCGGCCCCCACAGGCCAAGCGGGAAGCGGCGACAUCACCCGGCCGCGAGCAUUCGGGGGUUUGGGCUUCACGGAGUGGAAACAGCGAGUCCCAGCGGCUCAGCACCCGUCCGAGCCCCGCUACCCUUCCCCGCUGCCUCCCACAUGGCUCUCAGCGUCUUCUAGGCCGGGCCAAACCGAGGCCGGCCAAAUCUAACCCGGCCGAGUGGAGCCGAGCCCAGCCGAAUCUGCUCUCCCCCCACCCCACCCCAGCCUCUCCAAGCCGCAGCCGGCCCUGCCGAGGCUGCCGCACGCACAGGCGGCGGGUGGGGGAAGUAUCGGUAGCUGGGCGAGCAGCGGAGCGCACAGGGCCGGAGUCGGGCCGAGCUGGGCCCAGCCCCAGCCCCGGCCCGGCCCGGCCCAGCCCAGCCGGUGACUCCAUCCACAGGCAAGGUCAUGAAGAGCCCUCCCUUCUGAAGCUCCCUGCAGAGGAGGUCCUUGGGAGCCACCAGGGACCUUUCCAGUUCGACCGGCACGCUCUGGCCAGGAUCUCCACCUCUCCAACCCUCAGGCGCCUCAGAAUGGCCUCUGCCUCACAGGCUGUGCCAUUUCAGGAGUGCUGUGACGCAGCUCAGCUGUCCAAAGGCAGCCCAAAGGAAUUCAGCAGCUGCCUCCACCCCAGGAGUGGAUUGCCAGGACAAAGGUCAGGCGAGCGCAGGCGCAGCUCCCUGGUGGUGACGCUGCCAGGACUUGAGGUGUUCCCUGGAGACCUCCUGGUGUCAUAUGGUGCCAUGGACUGCCUGCCCUACACCACCCUCCUGCUGAGUGCAGAGUCCAAAAAGCCAAGGUGGCCAUUUGCCAAAAGAGGAGCUGGCAAAGACAAACAGAAGCAAGCAUCUGAUGUGGAAAACUGCCUCUCAACCCUCAAGAUCACAGACUGCAGCACAGAUGAAUUUUUAUGCUUUAAGAGCAAACCUUGGCCUGACUUUGUGAGGAGCCAGCAGCAGUGCCCCAGCAGCCAGGCAGAAGGGCAGAGGGAAGCAGCAGUGUGGGAGCUCUUCACAAGUGAAUGCAAUUACUUCCUGGAUCACCUGCUGGUUCUCAAGAUGAUAUUUGUGGACACCCUGAAGUACCUCCAGAGCAAUGAAUUUCUCUUGGAUGUGGAUCUGUGGAGACUUUUUGCAAACUUAGAGGAGUUAAACAGAAUAAGUCUGAGCUUUCUAAAAACCUUCUUUGAAGCUGUGAAGGAACAUGUGAGGAAAUCAGAUUCUCCUCUGGAUUUCAGCUCCAUCCUCAGAAAGUUCUUCCAGGGUGACCUCUGCCAGACACAUCAGAUUUAUUGCCUUAAUUACACCUCUGCUGUCUUCUACUUGGAAAACCUGAGACAGAGAGAAGAUUUUGGCCUCUACCUGAAGUGGUGUGAGCAGAACCAGCAGUGCAAGAGGCUGCACCUGCCCGAGCUGCUGGUUGCCCCUUUGCAGCGCCUGACUCGCUACCCCCUGCUGCUCAACAACAUCUGCCAGAGGAGCACUGACCAAGCUGAGAGAGCUCUUCUCCAGUCCCUUAAGGAGAAGGUGGAAAAGUCUAUCAGGGACCUGGAAGGUAAAGUCAAGUGGUUGGACAACUUCCAGAAGUUCAGGCAGCUGCAAGAGGUUAUAGUCUGGCCACAGGUCUGGGAUCGGGACAAGAGAUUCUUUGUGCCAGAGUGUUUGAAGCAAAGCUUAAGAGAAAACAGCAGUGAGACCAUCCUGUCAUCAGCAAAUAGACUUCUCCUCCAUGAAGGGAGGCUGACACUGGCAGAAAGCACAAGGCUCCUUGAUGUCUACCUCUUCCUGUUUGAUGAUUUCCUACUGAUUACCAAGAUCAAACGUAGCAAGAAGAAGUCUGGGGGCUCAGAUGCUGGCUUGCUGCCUGUGUGUCCUUCCUUGCCCCCUGAGCUGCAGUCCCUCAGAAGGGAGGGUGGUUUCUGCACAGUGCUGGACCAGCCCAUCCCUCUGGACAGACUGAUCCUGAAGAACGUGGACCCUGUCCAGGUUGCAGUCUUCAGCCUGCGCAAUGCCUUCCUGGUGCAGCAGCAGAACAGAUACUGCCAGAGCAUCGCAGUCUUCCUGCUGCAGGCCCAGACAGAGGCUGCCAAGAGAACAUGGAUGUCACAGAUAGAAACUGCCAUCUCCAACUACACCACACACCAUGAAACCAAGAAAAGUUCUGCUUUCUGCUUCCCAGCUGAAUCCUCCAGCUCUCAGUGA